This is a messenger RNA of Exaiptasia diaphana, 2372 nucleotides long. RefSeq names its product solute carrier family 49 member 4 homolog. The coding region runs from base 14 to 1582 and encodes 522 amino acids. Lineage: Eukaryota; Metazoa; Cnidaria; Anthozoa; Actiniaria; Aiptasiidae. Gene Ontology annotation, biological process: transmembrane transport. The record is from RefSeq and is a predicted model, not a curated record. The transcript is spliced from 11 exons. Gene Ontology annotation, molecular function: transmembrane transporter activity. Gene Ontology annotation, cellular component: membrane; intracellular membrane-bounded organelle.
CACACUUUUCGCAAUGGCUGAUCGAUGUUURAGCUUCUCUCGAAGCCUUCGAGAAACGACCUCAUAUCACAGUACAAUAGACCACAAAUGUCGAGUUUAUCACCGGCGCUGGUAUAUUUUGAUAAUCUUCUCUUUAAUGUCCGGUCUUCAAGGUUGUGUUUGGAAUACAUGGGGGCCUAUWGCUGGAUCGGCAGAAGCUGUGUAUGGGUGGACCGAUGGUACUAUUGCUUUGUUGGAGAACUGGGGGCCCAUUACGUACAUUUUAUCGUUCUUAUUAUUUUCUUGGCUAAUGGACGUGAAAGGUCUUCGUGCAUCGGUGUUAGUGACGAUAUUUCUGAUAACUCUUGGGACUGGAUUACGAUGCGUAACUACAGAACCCAAGACAGCAACAUGGUUAAUUCAUCUUGGUCAAUUCUUUAAUGACCUUGGUGCUCCAGUAGCYAUGGGUGCUCCACCUUUGGUGUCAUCAACAUGGUUUCCACCUAAUCAACGUGCUACAGCAACAGCAAUCUCCACAUUAACUAGUUACAUUGGAAUUUCUAUAUCGUUUGUGGUAGCACCAUUUAUUUUAAAUCCGAAUGAUAUCACRCCUCUUGCACCAAACAUGACCAAUGGAAGUGCCGUGAACAYUAGUUCUUAUGGUUCAAGUUCCCAAGAUAUGUCAUGGAGUGAGGCUGUUGAUGUCGCUAGAAAUAAUAUCAAAUUAUAUUUGUACAUAGAGUUUGGUAUUAGUGCUUUCAUACUGUUGUGUUGCUUGGYGUACUUCCCAGCCAAACCACCUCAUCCACCAAGUUUCUCUGCAGCCAGGACUAAGAUAGACUAUGUUGAAGGUGGAAAAAAACUAUUAAGAAACAAAGAUUUUUGGAUCUUAAAUAUACUUUAUGGAGCUACUACAGGUGUAUUUAGUGGAUGGGGAGGAGUUCUGGCUGUCAAUCUUCUGGCAUUUAAUGUAAAACAGGAUACCGCUGGUUGGAUUGGGUUUUAUUCAAAUAUGGCAGGAUGUGUUCUAGGGAUGGUGAUGGCAAGAUUUGCAGAUUUCUUUUCUGGUAGAAUGAAAUGCUUUCUUGUUUUCUUAUUUUUUGGAUCAACUGGAUCAUUUCUUUGGUUUUCGAUGUUAUGUCAACAUAUAAUCCCCUUUAGCAAAGUCUGGCUGUACGUAUCUGCAGUUCUUGGUGGUUGUUUCAUCAAUGGGUCUAUACCUCUGUUCUACGAGCUGACAGUAGAAACAACAUACCCUAUUGCUGAGGGUAUUCCUAUGUCAGUAAUAACAACAUCAAACCAUCUUGCAUGUCUCAUCUUUUUGGGUUGUUUGAUGAUUCCAAAUGUUGGAACUAUGUGGAUGAAUUGGUGCAUGGUGGCCAUCUGUGGACUCUGCAUCCCCUUACUUUUUGUGUUCAAGGAAAAAUACACCAGACUGGAGCUUGACGCUGCAACUAUACAAAAAGAUAGACGGACGACCAGACAUAGACGACCACAAGCAACAAUUACAGAUGAUGAAGGGGAGAAGAAACUUUUGCUGUCACAUGAAAAUUCKUAUAACRCAACRAAGAACUACACAAGUAGUAUAAAUUCAACUGUGUGAAUUUAUCACACAAUCACAUAUUCUUUUUGAAUUACCUUAACAUAAAAUUAUAAUUUUGUUAUAAUUACACCACUUAGCAUACAUACACUUGAGUGCAUUUAGUGCAUGUGUCUAAUAGAUAGCAUUAUCCUAUCAUUAAUUGGAUUUUUUUCUAUCUAGCUAACUCCAACUAAAAAAAUCCAUUAGUACCACACAUGAAGAUAAUCAUCAUAUUUAUCAUGUUAUUGCUAUCAGUCUCUAAACAUUGUUCAAACAAAAAAAAACAAUGCAUUAGCAUAUUUUUGUACAGCAUUUCUUCAUCUUCCAUACAUCAAUGUAUGGAUGUUGUUUUUAUGAUGUAGAAACAUGCAUUCCUUUUAGAGCAUGAUUUUGGGUAAAAUAAUUCAUGUUCUUGGGCUAAUCAAAUGUUAACUGCUUGUCUUGAUAAGGUGAAAGACUUUGUUUAAUAGAUAAAUUUGUUAAGAAUGUUUUUUCCUACUGUAUGCAUUUUUUUUCCUGUAUACACAUGGUUCAUUUUAGAUUCAUUUUAGUUCAGUUUAGUGUCUACUGGUAAAAUGAUGAUUACUUAUGAUAAUUUCAUAAAUAUUAAAAAUAUAUCAAUUAUUGAUCAAUGUAAAAUUAUUGUAUAAAAUCUUAAUCGUAGAGAUAUCUUAGUUUACUAAAGUAGAAUAACAUCUUUGUAAAUUAGAUAAAAUACUGUAACAUAACAAUGUUGCCACUUUAUCUUGCAACAAAGAUUACCAUUCAUACAAUAAAAUCCCUUUAUCUUUCCUUGUAAUAUUGUUUGUUG